Molecule: messenger RNA, 1103 nt
Organism: Cornus florida
Lineage: Eukaryota; Viridiplantae; Streptophyta; Magnoliopsida; Cornales; Cornaceae
Product: protein COBRA-like
Exons: 4
Coding region: 197-883 (228 amino acids)
Biological process (GO): cellulose microfibril organization; plant-type cell wall cellulose biosynthetic process
Cellular component (GO): plasma membrane
Source: RefSeq, a predicted model, not a curated record
CAACUGCGUCUAGUUAACAAGAACAUUGAUUUAUUAACAAAUAGCAAUCUUAUAUUAAUGCCACAAAUCUGCACUGGUCCACUUUACCAAUCAAGUCCACUUACCUACUAAUAAUCUAACGAACCUGCCAUGUGAGAGUGUGAAAAAGCCAGUCACCAGGAACCAACGAAGAAAAGUUGAGCAUUUGCAACAAGAAAUGGGAUUCUGCUUCAGAUCUGUGAUCAAGUUCACCACUUGGACCUGUGUUCUUGUGUUCUGGCUUUCUUGCUUCAGCUUUAGUUCAUCAGAAGCCUAUGAUGCACUUGACCCAAAAGGAAAUAUUACAAUUAAAUGGGACGUUAUUAGCUGGACUCCAGAUGGCUAUGUUGCUGUUGUCACAAUGUUCAACUUCCAGCAAUAUCGUCGCAUUCAAGCACCAGGAUGGACGCUAGGAUGGACAUGGGCAAAAGAGGAGGUGAUAUGGAGCAUGGUGGGAGCCCAAACUACAGAGCAAGGAGAUUGUUCAAAAUACAAAGGGAACAUUCCGCAUUCCUGCAAGAAGGAUCCAACGGUUGUGGACUUAUUGCCGGGAACUCCUUACAACCAGCAAAUUGCGAAUUGCUGCAAGGGAGGAGUAAUCAACUCAUGCGGGCAAGAUCCAAACAAUUGUGCGAGCGCAUUCCAGGUUAGUGUGGGUGCAGCUGGAACCACUAACAAAACAGUUCGUGUGCCCAAGAACUUCACCUUGCAAGCACCUGGACCGGGUUAUACUUGUGGACCUGUAAAAAUUGUUAAACCUACCAGAUUUGUUAGCCAAGAUGGAAGGAGAGUCACACAAGCUAUGAUGACUUGGAAUGUUAUAUGCACAUAUUCACAAUUUUUGGCUCAGAAAACUCCAACUUGAUGUGAUUCUCUAUCAUCCUCCUACAAUGACACAAUAGUACCCUGCCCAACAUGCACCUGUGGCCGCCAAAACAACGCCACUCAGCCAAGGAGCUGCGUAAGAGUAUUUUCUCUUAAAAUUAUUUUUCUGCAUCUUCCUGCUUUUCUCUUCUUGUAACAAGAUUUAAAAGAGAAGAUUUUUCUUCGAGCUUCUUCUAAUAUGAAUAUAAUUUUUCCCUGCU